GCCAUCAAGAAAAUGCUUCCUAAAGGACUCUGCUUUUUGUGGAUUUCCCUGAGAUGUUUACACGGAGCAGAAAUCCUAGCAGCCGCCGCGGGGCGCAGUUACAACGCACUAACAUUAUUACAGCCAGCAACUGAUGAGGAGCAGGCUGCUUUCCCUUUAAAGCCUGACGCACUUAGUGCCCCACUUUGGAGAAAGCUCUGUAGCAGCAGCAGCAGCGGGGCCAGGGGACGUUGGACCCUCUCACCGCCCACCACCAUGGAGUUUCUGCUGGGGAACCCGUUCAGCUCGCCGGUGGGACAGCGGAUCGAGCGUGCCACUAACUCCAGUUCACCUUCCGAAGACUGGGAACUCAACAUGGAAAUCUGUGACAUUGUCAACAGCUCAGAGGAAGGGCCCAGAGAUGCAGUCAGAGCCAUAAAGAAGAGGAUUGUUGCAAACAAGAACUUCAAGGAGAUCAUGUUGACACUUACUGUUCUUGAGACCUGCGUGAAGAACUGCGGGUACAGAUUUCACAUCCUGGUGACAACGCGCGACUUUAUUGAGGGGGUUCUGGUGCGCUCCAUCAUCCCGAGGAACAACCCUCCGCAAGUUGUGCAUGACAGAGUCCUCGCCAUCAUACAGGCAUGGGCCGACGCAUUCCGCAGCUCGCCCGACCUGACGGGCGUGGUGUCAGUGUAUGAAGACCUGCGAAGGAAGGGACUGGAGUUCCCCGUGGCUCAGCUCGACGAUUACUUCUUGGCUCAAGCCCCAAAAAAGACUAUACCUGAGAAUGGGCCUACUGUUACUGCUUUCCCUGCUGUGCGCCUGUCUUCUAAACCUCUCAUCCCAGCUCACACCUCUGAGCUCAAACUGGCCCUGGAGGGAACCGGUGUCUUUACUCCUAGCCAGGUAAAGAUGUUGAAGACGGAGCUGGGAGUUGUGCGAAACAACCUGUCCACCAUGUCAGAUAUGAUGAGCCAGCUGGAUCCAGUCACAGUGAAACAAGCUGACAUGGAGCUGCUGGAGCAGUUGUACACUGUUUGUAAGGAAAUGCAAGACAGGAUUGUGAAGAUCAUCCCCAGACUCAGUGAGGAGAAGCUGAUCGAGGAGUUACUGGCCACCAACGAUGAAAUGAACACUGCCUUCACUCGCUACCACAGGUUUGAAAGAAGAUUAACGAAUGGUCAAAGCACAGAGCAGAAGAGUCCCAGCUAUGUAAACCUGUCAGAUUUUGAUUCAUCCAUCAACCAAUCAGGCUUCACUUCAGUUAAAAGCGACAGCUCCCUCAGUCUGUCCAAACCCGAUAGUUUGUCCAGUCAGAUGGCUAAACUAAGUACAAGUGAAUCAGAUGACAUGUUAUCACAGAAAAUAAACUUCUCAAGUCAACAAAGAUUAAGUAGUAUGAAUGAAGUCACAGUGGACGGUCUGGCUCAAGCUAAGGAGAGGAGUUUACAAACCACUGGAUUGGAUGAGAGUCCAAGCUCGACACGCAGCUCUUCGCCAAAGUUAGAUUGGAUGAUUAAGAGGGGAAUGAUUCCCAUCAAUCAGUCCAAUGUCAUGGAUGAUAUAGAGAAAUGGCUAGCUUUGGAAGAUGAGUACGAUGACUUUGAAGACUCCGACGGUGUGACCAGUGAAGAGUUCGAUCGGUUUUUGGCAGAAAGAGCAAAAGCAGCUGAGCGCCUGCCAUCCCUGCGAGGCUCCUCACAGGACGCCAACUACUCCGAGUCGUAACCCAGGCACUAACAAUGCUCAUCAAGCACUGGCGCCAUUAGCUAGAACGUUGAGAAGUCAUCCUGAUAAAUCAUUGAGUUGAGGGUAUUAUGUGGAAAUUACAUUCCAUCUUCAAGGAACAACGUCGGACAUUUUUUUUGCACACACUUGGCACUGGUGAGAAAACUCGCUUGUAACUGGAUGAAAACCAUGCUGUUGAAGGAAGGAAAUGGUUUUACUUGAUAACAUGAGGGUUUGUAUGUGGGCAAACUUUUGCACAUUUUAUAAGGUUACAUUCCUGGAGUUAAAGGAAAAAAAGAUAUUGUUACUAAGAAACACUUUGCAGGAUAUGUUAUGUAUUAUACUGCUGUGAAAUUUAUAUAUAUCUAUAUAGAUAUAUAUAUCUCUUUCUAUAUAUAUAUAUAUAUAGAUAUAGAUGUAUAUCUAUAGAUAUAGAUAUAGAUAUAUAUUGGUAACAUGAAAGGUAAAAAGCCACUAUAAAAAACCCUGUAAACUUGUAAGUGAAGCUCUGAUGUAACAUACUGUUAUUGUUUAAAUGCUUCACAUCUACUGUAUGUUGUUGGAUGUGGAAAAAUCCCAGAUUUUGUACAUCCAGAUUUUCCGCAUAAUGAUGUUUUAUUUUAAAUUGAUGCACUCUGCAUCAAUUUAAACAGAUACAGAGUGCUACCAGAUAUUAAACUAAAGCCAAAUAACUGGA
Messenger RNA from Girardinichthys multiradiatus, 2407 nucleotides. RefSeq names its product target of Myb protein 1-like. NCBI's taxonomy places the organism in Eukaryota, Metazoa, Chordata, Actinopteri, Cyprinodontiformes, Goodeidae. Gene Ontology annotation, molecular function: phosphatidylinositol binding; clathrin binding; ubiquitin binding. Gene Ontology annotation, biological process: signal transduction. The transcript is spliced from 17 exons. The coding region runs from base 13 to 1710 and encodes 565 amino acids. Gene Ontology annotation, cellular component: membrane; endosome. The record is from RefSeq and is a predicted model, not a curated record.